AGUUCUCGUCUCUCUCUUCAUCUCCGGUUAGACAAGCCCCAAACUUGCCUAAAAAAAAAAAGAGAUUGUUUCUUGCCUUUAUCGUAAACGAAACGAAAAUAAGCGGCAUUUCUCAGCUAAAGACUCACCUCUGCUCUCUCUCUCUCUCUCUCUCUCUCAACACACAGUCUUCAUCGAGUCAGUCAGCAUGAUCCGGGAGCAGAAGGAAUUUAUCACUCAAAUCUUAACUGAAGCAUCAAAUUUCAGAGGCAUACAAGUAACAGAUGAUGAUGAUUGUUUAGUAAAACUACAGGGCAUCAUAGAACGAGUUCAGUAUCUUCCUAAUUUAGAGAAUUCGGCUCUGUCUGAUGUUUCUGAAGAUUUUAUUAGACUCCCAUCGUCAGUUACCCGAGACUUCGAGAUUGUUCAACUCAUGCUAGUGAAAAGUACCCAAAGUGCUAGUUUUGAGCCAAAGUUUCAUGACAAUUACCUAGCCUUUCUUGAGAAAGUUGGUCUCGAUUCAUUGUACAAAGAGGUCCUACUAACUACUUGUGUGAUUUCCAAGGCUCUCUUGUCUCCUCAAAAUCUGUCACACCCAAGGCUCAACCAAGUAUCCCCAGGCCGUACUCUACCAUCUUCAGAAACUUUACUACUUGUUCUUAAAAGUCUAGGUGCAUGGCUUGGGAAGUUUAUCGUCACUACUAAGGGGUCUUUGUCAAAGUUUGACAUAGACCUCAAGUCCUUGGUAGUUGAGGCCUACCAACUUGGUUUAUUGUCUAAAACCCUCCCUUUUGUUCUGGAGUUCUUGGAGCCUUGCAGCAAAAGUCCUUUCUACACACAUUCAGAUCAAACAUCUUACGUUAUGGUCAUACUCAGAUUGCUUAGUGAGAUAUACUCAAUGCCGGGCCUUCAAACCACUCUUGUUUCAAGCAUUGAGGAUCUGUUUGACACCUUUGGUGUUAUGGGACCAAUACAACCAACCUCUCUUUUAGCUAAAUUUUCCAAGAAGGGAGAUAACAACCCAGAUUUCGUUGACAACGAGUCAUAUAUCACUGGGGAAAAACAUGAUCAGCAACUAUCGACUCUCAUUGACAAAAUCAAGAAUAUCGUCAUCAUUAGUUCGAGAUCACAUCCACGAUUGGCUUCUCUUCCUGAUUCUUUGAGUGCGGUGCAACUUGCUGUGUCGAAAGCAAUUGAGAUUGUUGUGCCUCAUCUUGUUAAGAUGUCUGUAGAUAUUGCAGUCUACAGCACCAAAGCUCAUAUUUUGAUGACUUAUCCCUUAGGAGCAGAUGACAAUCUGAGAAAUAAUGCAGCAUCUGUGAUGGCCACUUCUUUAGCUCAAAGAUAUGCUAAAAAGUUGUGCAAGGAACCUUUGCGUGGAUGGAUCUAUAGCCUUCUCCAUGGUUCAAUUCAGCAUCUACCCAUUAGCUACAAAGCUCGAAGUCAGAUUGUGGACUCUAUCAUCACGAAUAACCUUCAGGCUAUCUAUGUGGGCAUCCAAGAGAUGGCCAGAACAGAGGUAGAGCGGGAUAUUCACGCUCAAGUCCAGCUGUGGAUUCGUGCAGGCAAUGAUAAUAAUAGCAACGAGGUCAUAAAGGAGAAAAUGAAGGCUGGGAUUUCUGUGAACGAAAUGAAGGAUCUACUUGAUUUUUAUUUUGUGUUUGUGGGAGAUAAAUAUGAAGCUUUAUUGGAGGCUAUUUUUAGUGGGGUGGAGAAAGGCUUUGCCAAAGUUCUUGAGGAGAAGAAAAUCUACUUAACUGCUGUCAUGGAACCGACGUCCCAGUGUUUCCUUCUUCAGGCUAUUGAGAAUUAUUUUUAUAAAGGAGCCUCUGUAGCAUUCAAGAAAGAACUGCCUAUGGUGUUUGAGUAUCUUCUUACUGCUCCUGAUCUUGCAGAUGGGGAAGACGUGACAUAUUUUGUUACAAAAAUCCAGCAUGACACAGAAGCCAGUACUUCAAUUCGACAAUCUGUGAAGAAUCUGCUAAGUCGAAUUCAGGAUGCUGCUGUUCAAGAUAGAGCCCCAUAUGUAGUUUGACCAUCGCCACGGAAUUGUUUUUGUUUUGGUUCCAGUAUAUAUGAGGAACAAACAAUUAUCUUUCCCCUUUCAACUCCUUGAGAACUCGAGCACAGACACUACAAUGGGUUUCCUCUUAUUCAGAGUUGCAUUAAAUAUUGUUGCAGAUUA
Messenger RNA from Raphanus sativus (radish), 2164 nucleotides. Its product is annotated as general negative regulator of transcription subunit 1. Gene Ontology annotation, molecular function: molecular adaptor activity. Gene Ontology annotation, cellular component: CCR4-NOT core complex; P-body. The transcript has 13 exons. The record is from RefSeq and is a predicted model, not a curated record. The coding region runs from base 188 to 2014 and encodes 608 amino acids. Gene Ontology annotation, biological process: nuclear-transcribed mRNA catabolic process, deadenylation-dependent decay. NCBI's taxonomy places the organism in Eukaryota, Viridiplantae, Streptophyta, Magnoliopsida, Brassicales, Brassicaceae.